AUGGCAUUGCUCAAGGCCAACUCGGCCUGUAAGAUGGCCUCGAAUAUGGGUCAGGGGGAGCAUUCGGUCCUUGUGGGCCUGCUGUACAACAGCUACAAGCAGGAAUUGCCCUUCUUCCGCCAGGUCGCAGUGGCCACUCUUCGUGGUUAUGGCAUGCAGGAACAAGGUCCAGAUUUUAGAUCUCGUAUGUCAGCUUUCGUUAUCGCCGAAGCCUUGCUGAAACUCUACCAGAAGAAGAAGCUGUUCCCCUCCGGCAUGGAGUCCUCCAACCCUUUGGCCCAGAAAUGGGCGAUCAAGGUUGGUAGUGCAGCCCGCAAGCUAGUUUCGCAGGAUCGUUUGAAGUUCAUGAAGGAGAAGCAGGCCGAGGGUUACAGUAUGGAAAAAAUCAAUCGUGCUUGGAUCAAGAAGCUGAGGGAUAAGGAGGAUCAUGAAGCAGUUCAGGAUGAGCCGUUCUACCCUUCCUCCCAGUACAAGCCGAAGAAGAAGAAGGUCUCGAAGAAGGACUCGAAGACCCCCGAGAACCCAAAGAAGAAGCCAGAAGAGAAAAAAAAGAAGACCAGCAAAGCAAAGCCACCGGUUGAAUCGUCCACGUAUCAACCUGGAACCUUUAAAGAUGCUCGCAAUGCUUUUCUGCAAAAAAAGAGAGCCAAAGGUUUCACGCACCUCGAGGCCUGUAAGGCAUGGAUGCUGUCCAAUCGUCGAGCUAACAUGCUCUCGGACCUCCCGGAGAACGUGGCAGCUACAGCAGCUGCCGUGGAGCCCAUGGGCAAGGCUGUGCAUGCAGAUGGUAUGCCUCCCGUGGUUCUGCCGAAGCCUGCAGAGCUCGUGAAUCCCGGGCCGCUGCAUGUGCCGCCGAUGACUAUGAGGAUUUGCUUCCUGGGGUGCAGAGCAGAGCGAGAGCGAGGCCUCGAUCACCUCGAGUACGCUGAGACGGCAGUUUCAGCAGAUGAGGCAGCAGAUCGAGAAGGAGGAGCAGGCUGUGCAGGCCGAGGGAUCGAGGCGAUCACGAUCGAGAUCGGGGCGAUCGAGAUCGAGGCGAUCGAGAUCGGGGCGAUCGAGAUCGAGGCGAUCGAGAUCAAGGCGAUCGAGAUCAAGGCGAUCGAGAUCGAGGCGAUCGAGAUCAAGGCGAUCGAGAUCGAGGCGGCGAUCGAGAUCGAGGCGGCGAUCGAGAUCAAGGCGGCGAUCGAGAUCGAGGCGAUCCCGGAGGCGAUCGAGAUCGAGGCGAUCCCGGAGGCGAUCGAGAUCGAGGAGGAGGAGGAGGGUACGUAUCAGAGCCGUGUACACUAUUGCAAGUUAAUUGAAAAAGAUUGGUCGAUGCGAGCUGGUCGUGGUGAGGAUCUCAGCGAAGGUGAUAUCAUCAUGUGCAAGCUGAUCAAUUGGUGCAGGGGCCUGACCCUAGAUAGCGAUGCCGAGGCUAAGUUUUGCCUCGAGCCGCCAAAGAAGGAGCCGAAGCUGUGGAAAGGUGCUUCGAAGCUGACACCUCCUAGGAGGGUCCGAGAAAAGUCAACCCCGGCGGGGAGCUCGGGGAUCAAGCGAUCUGCUGUAGAUCGUGACGGUGCGUGGGUAUAUGAAGGGCAUGUUCAUGAGAAUCAAAAGAAGAAGAACAAGAAGCAAAAGCAACCCAAGGAGGAGGAGAAAGAGGAGGAGCAUGAUGCAGUGCCAGCAACAAGCAACAAAAAGACCAAGAAGGCAAAGAAGGAGAAAGCAAAGGAAAAUAAGGCUGCAAAGGUUUCCAUUGAUCAAAUGGACACCCAGGAGUGGGAUGCCGAGGAUACGGUGCCAGGGGCACAGGAUCUCGAAUGGGAUGAUGAGGUGCAGGCCGAAUGGGAGGCAUGGCGAGAGGAAUGCAGGCUCAUCAAGAUCAGUCAGCAGGAGGAAGACGAAGGCGAGGUCGAUGGAGAGGCUUGGGAUCCGGAGGACUUCAUUCCUGAGAGCGACUGGUAUCACAUGGUGGUACCUUCAAGUAAGUUGCCACUGUGGGGAGGGUUGAGAAGUGAUUAUGAGUCUUCGCACUCGUCUGAUCAGCUCGAGGAAGUGCCGGAGAAAGUCGCCAAAGAUCCCGUACCGUCAACCGCGAAGGAGGUGCCGGAGAAAGUCGCCGAAGAUCCCGUACCGUCAACCGCGAUGGUCCUGCAUGAAAAGAAGGAUGAGAAGAUCACUUCGGCCACGCACCGCUCAAGCUGGAACAAGCUGUCGCAGCUUGCGGAGAGCGGCGAGUUCCCAUGCCUGGCUUCGGUGUGGUCUACUGCCGAUAGAAAGAAAAAGAACGAGCUACUUCGGAAGUAUGUGCUCUCCAAAGACCCCAAUCAGGUCGAAAGCGAGCUGCAAGUCACGAGUACCCAAGGCACUGGUAGCAGAAAGGUCAGGGUGUGCUUGACCCUCCGCCAGAUGAGAAAGAAGCCGUACUUCUUCCCCAAGGAGAAGUGUGAGUGGAUCGCACAGAACAGAAAAGGCAUCGAGGACGAAGACUUUCCAGGUGGUCCACUAAAGUAUUGGGUCAAUGUCAUGAUGGAAGCCGAAGACUACAAGAAGAACCAGUCCGAAGUCCGAUCCCGCUCCAAUAUGGACAUUCAGGAGGCGAUGCAGGUCCACCUCGCGAACAAGCCUGCUUUCGGCAAGAAGUCUGAUCGCACAGAGACGGUCGAUGAUGACGAUGACAGCGACGAAGAGCAGAAGCCCGAUGCUUUCGAGAAAGCCACAGCAGACAUGCGGUCCGCAUUCCAGAAGGGAUUUCCGUCGAGACCUCUUCGAGAUGAUGAGCUUUUCGCAAAAGCCAAAAAGGCGAAGAUGGCGAUCCCCUGCUUGGCUCAGUAUGUCGUCACGCCUGUGCAUGUGCAUGCUGGGCAGAUCGAGUACCAGUCCUGGCCAUAUAUAAGUCCGAUAGAGUGGUUGGAAAAGUUGAUGAUGGACCAUCGAGAUGCCUUAGUACCAAGCCCCAGUGAGAUAAAGGAUUUCUGGAAAACGUGGCUCAAAGACCACCCCCUCGACGAAUUCCACGACGACAGCUGGCCGCUGGAGAGAAUCAUACCGCUACAAUUGUGGGGGGAUGAGGGUACCCUGAGGUCUAACUCUUGGCUCCUGGUGACUUUGCAAUCAGCCCUUGGCCCUCCUGAUGUGCGAAGUCUGUCACAGGCGAGCAGGUACCCUCUUUUCUCUUUCCCCGUGGAAGGUUAUGUGAAAGAUCCCGACACCAAUGUCAACAUGUCGCUGGACAUGUUGUUGGAAAAAAUUUCCUCGGACUUCAACAAGCUGCUUAGCGAGGGCUUCACAACGAAGCAUGGACAUUUUUUUGCCAGGCUAGUAACGCUGAAGGGCGACUGGAAAUGGCUAGUGCAGGCACUGAACCUGGUUAGAUCGCCGAGCUCCGACAUGAUAUGCCCAUUUUGUCAUGCCGGGAAAACGCACAUGCUCUUCACGAAUGUCCGAGAGGAUGCCCCGUGGGCAAACACACUUUUCUCUUCUGCACCUUGGCAGGUGUUCCCUAGUAUAAUGCGGAUCAAGUAUUUUCGCCUGGAGAUGGUUGUCUUCGACCUGAUGCACGUUUGGCAUUUGGGGUGUGGCAGAGAUAUCGCCGGCACGUGCAUUAAGGAGCUCACGAAAGCCAAAAUUUUUGUUGGUAGCAAGAUCGGUGAGAGGCUCCAAUCGGCAUAUCAAUCCUUGAGAUCCUGGGCUCGAGAACACAACAAAACAUUGGCCAUCAAAAGGUUUACGAAGGAGAAUGUGCAUUGGUACAGCGAUGCCUGCCCCGGAAUCCACUGCAAAGCUUCGGACACAGCUGUCAUCACGGCAUGGUUGGCAUGGCUUUUCCAGAACUUGAAUCAUGACUUGGUGUGGCCACUACCUGAAUUGCGAGAGAUUGUGCAACAUGCCGAGACCUGUAUAGGUACCAUGGUGCGAGCGGGUAGGUAUUUCACCCACAACGAGUGGGUCGACGUCGUAUCCUCGGGUCACUUGUUGGUUAAGCAGUGGUUUCGCUUGGCCAAGCAGGGUGUGGACAGGUCGCUUGUCUUUUUAGCAAAGGUAAGGCCGAAGGGGCAUGCCUUGCAACACAUGAUCCAGUUUCUUGAGCUGUCGGAGUCUCGCGAGAACCCGGCCUUUUACAGCUGCUGGAUGGACGAGGACUACGUGAAGAAGUUCCUGCGAGUCCAAAGAGUCUUGCACUACGGUCCGAGGACAGCUGCAGGCGACGCGGGGUCACCAGUGGGUCGACAUAGACAACACGAGAUCCCCUCGAUGUUCGUGCCUGAGCAGCGCCUGACACGUGUGAAGAAGGAGCCCCGCAUGGAGGAGCCUGAAGCAAAGCGGGGGCUGAGGCCACCUCGUGGGGGAGGACGAAAGAAAGACUGGCCUGAGGCAGUCGAGCCUGCAGGGAAGGGCGAAGCAAAGGUGACAUCGAUGAAGCAACUCUUGACUGACGUGAAGCAGGAGCCCUGCAAGAAGGUCACAAUGAUCAAGCAAUGCUUGACUGAUGUCAAGAAGGCCGUUGCUGUUCGUCUGAGAGGCAAGCAAGCGGUGAAGAGCGGCACCAACAAGGGCAAGAAGUACAAGAGGCACGUUGAGGCUGACAUCAAGAAGUUGUCAGAGAUGGACAACUACCUCAGUGUGCCGCACAGGGCCUGGAAGCGCCUGAUCUACUCGAUGAUCCCGGGCGACUUCAAGGUCCAGACUGAAGCCCUCGAGAUGCUCCAGGCUGUGGCUGAGGAGGUCAUGCAGGAGCACCUUGUGUCCGCGGUGCCGAGAUGCCUGUUGGAAUCCGGAUAA
This is a messenger RNA of Symbiodinium sp. CCMP2592, 4761 nucleotides long. The record is from the annotation of a GenBank genome assembly. NCBI's taxonomy places the organism in Eukaryota, Dinophyceae, Suessiales, Symbiodiniaceae.